This is a messenger RNA of Boleophthalmus pectinirostris (great blue-spotted mudskipper), 6132 nucleotides long. RefSeq names its product rho GTPase-activating protein 29-like. Lineage: Eukaryota; Metazoa; Chordata; Actinopteri; Gobiiformes; Gobiidae. The record is from RefSeq and is a predicted model, not a curated record. Gene Ontology annotation, cellular component: cytoplasm. Gene Ontology annotation, molecular function: GTPase activator activity. Gene Ontology annotation, biological process: signal transduction; activation of GTPase activity.
GGGAAUAGCGGUGGAGCUAGGGGCCUGCCGAGACACGUUUCUAACCCCAACACAGGGUCACUCUCUGCGGGAUCCACCAAGACCUGGGACGUACGGAGGCACAGGGCCCAGAACCCCUUCAUCUCCAUGGGGCUGACCUCUAACCUGACCGGGGCAUCUGGAGUAGACCCCGAGUACGUGAUGCAGCUGGUGAAUGACGUGAGGUGGUUCGCCGAUGUUCUUCUCAGUCUCAAGCAGGCGUUUCAGUGCAAAGAUCUCCAUGACGACCUCCAGCGUGUGGUCCAGGAGCGUCUGUCCGAGCUGCUCCGUGUCCUGAAGGCCGUCAUCGGGAAACACCAGACCCUCAACUCCGUGGAUAUCCUCGGAGCGGCCGGCACCGUCAUCGCCAAGGUCAAAGGCAUCAACUUUAAGGAAGUGACCCAAGAGAACCGAAAAGCUGUGUUUUCUGAGAUACACGCAUCCAUUGACACGUUGGCAUUCACUUUCGGCAAUGUAGUUUCUGACUUCCUUAUGGGAGAUGUGGACAGUGGAUCAGGGUUGGGGAUCCCCCAGGCCAGGAGAACCAGGUCUUUCGACAAUCUGGCUGCCGAUCCUGAGGGCUACGAGAAUGAAAAAGCCGAGGUCCCAGGUCCAGAAUUGUCCCUGUCCCGAGAGGAGGAGGUGGACCUGAGGUUGCAGAAGAAUGACAGUGGGGUGGAGUCGGCCUUACUGUACGCCAAGGCCUGGUCCAAGUACAUCAAAGACCUGCUGGCCUGGAUGGAGAAGCGCCUGGCUAUGGAUAUUGAAUAUGCAAAAAACUAUGCAAAAUUGGCAGAAUCUGCAAAGUCGCUGGCCAGUCAACAGGACUACAUGCCAUUUAGCGACAUCUACACUUCAACAUUUAAGAAUGACAUUGAGUACAACCAGCUGCUAAUUCAGACCGCCAUGGCGCUCCAAUCCAAUAAAUUUAUACAGCCUCUUCAAGCGCGAAAGAAUGAACUGGACAAGUUGAGGAAAGACAUCAAGGAGCAGUGGCAGAGGGAGCAGAAGAAAAUGCAAGAAGCAGAUGUGAGUUUGCGUAAGGCCCGAGCGUUGAAGACCCAGAGGAAAGAGGAGUACCAGAAGGCCCACAUGUCCACAAACCGAUCCCAGGAGGAGGCCACCAACACGGGCAACAAACAGCUGGAGAAGAAGAGGAGGCUGGAGGAGGAGGCCAUGCAGAAGGCUGAAGAGGCCCAGGACCAGUACCAGAGCUGUGUGGCCGAAUCCGGAGUCAGAAAAAUGGACCUGGCCAACGCCAAAAGCACCAUCCUCACUCAGAUCAGAGAGAUGAUCUUCCAGUGUGACCUCACCCUCAAAGCUGUGACAGUGAACUGGUUUCAGAUGCAGCAGGCCCUGAACGCCUCUCUGCCCACUCACUACCAGGCCCUGAGCGACAGCGCCAAACUGUACGAGCCCGGGGAGUGCUACGCCGAGUUUGUACGAAAUCUGCCCCGGAAUCUGCCAAAGGAGAGACUGCACUCAGACUCCAUCUCGUCAGACAGCACCAGGUUUAUCUUUAACAAGCACUCUGUGAGCAGCACUCACUCGUCCCAUGGAAACCUGUCUCAGGCCUCCAUCACCUCCUGCGACGUCCUGGGAGGAGACGAUGUGGAUCUGCACCGCACAGCCUUGAGGACCCAGGCCCCCCACCGGACUUGGUUUACGGGCUCCCAGGGCAGUCACGGGGGGAUGUGCAGUGACUCCGAGAGCGCAGGGGGCAGCAGCGAGUCCCGGUCUAUGGACUCGCCCACGGCCAGUCCAGGGGAUUUUAAACGCCGUCUGCCCAGGACUCCAUCCACCGGGACCAUGUCUUCAGCUGACGACCUGGACGAACGAGACGCUUCCCCCUCUGACAAUGGUCUAGCAGAGAUGGUGACAGAAACCGCCAGUUCUCCAGGCCCGUUCCGAAAUGCCCAGAUGUCCAAGGCAGCUCAAACGCACAAACUGAGAAAACUACGAGCCCCGUCCAAAUGCAGGGAGUGCGACAGUCUGGUGGUCUUCCAUGGGGCCGAGUGCGAAGAGUGUUCACUGGCCUGCCAUAAAAAGUGCCUGGAAACUCUGGCCAUUCAGUGCGGACACAAGAAGCUCCAGGGACGACUGCAGCUGUUCGGGAUCGACUUCGCCCAAGCCUCAAGAAACAGUCCGGACGGGAUCCCAUUUAUCAUCAAGAAGUGCACCUCGGAGAUAGAGAGUCGAGCCCUCAACAUCAAGGGAAUUUAUCGGGUGAAUGGAGCCAAGUCUCGUGUGGAAAAGCUUUGUCAGGCGUUUGAAAAUGGCAAAGAUCUGGUGGAACUGUCUGAGCUGUCGCCGCAUGAUAUCAGCAACGUACUCAAGCUCUACCUACGACAGUUACCCGAGCCCAUGAUUUUGUACCGAUACUACAACGACUUCAUCGGUCUGGCCAAAGAGUGUCAGCGCGUGAUCGUGGAGGAGGCGGACAUCAGGCAGAGUAACCAAACGGCGGCGAAGGAAACCCCGAGUAUGGAACUGAACCGAGUCAUGUUCAAGAUCCGAGACCUGCUACGACAACUGCCCCCGGCCAACUACAGGACCCUCCGAUAUCUCAUAGCACAUCUGCACAAAGUGACGGAGCAGGCCGAGGAGAACAAAAUGACUGCGAGUAACCUGGGCAUCAUCUUUGGUCCGACCCUGGUCAAGCCUCGGCAGGCGGAUGCGGAGGUCUCGCUCUCGUCUCUGGUGGAUUAUCCGUACCAGGCCCUGAUGGUGGAGCUGCUGGUCAGACAUUAUCAGACCGUCUUUGACCCCAUGCCUCUGCCCGGGUCUGAGCUGAGCACCGCGGGGCAGGCUUCUCCCAAACUCACCCCCCAAGAGAAGAUUCAGAGGCUCAGUAGACACUCCACCUCACUCAUGGAUAUAAAAGAGACGGCCAAAGUCUUCAAGAGAUACUCCUCUGUGAUCCCGUCAUCUCACAUCCUGAACGAAGUGGAGGAGGUGCAGCCUGGAACAGACCGCACGGACGGCUCCAACCUCGAGAAAACCAACGGGACCCUGACCUCCGCAGCCUCCCCGGAGCCCCAGAAAUCCACCCCGGUCUUUACUCGCUCCUCCACACAGUCCACUCUCCUCCCCUCCACCACCAUGGCCCAGAAAGUCCAGCUACGCGCCCAACGAACCCGCCAGUUCUCUCGUCCAAUCAGCAUGCCUCUUGAACGCCUCCCCAAUCCCGCGCAAAUCAGCGAAAGGAACAACCGCAACGUGGUUAACGCGAACGCCGAUGGGGCUUUGGAACGGGACAGCGUUUCGGAAACCAUCCAGGAAGUCCCCGAACCUGAAAAAGUGCGUUCAUCUCGAGUCAGUACUUACUACAUUACGCCAUUUAUCGACACGCAAACUAUGCAAAGGAGAACUUGGGAUAGAAAGUACAAGCACUAUGACGUUACGCCGAGAACUGCUAUGAUUGUCGCGAACUCUACCGCUCCGGGUCAAGUUAAACCCAGUUCUUCUAUCCCGAUUACAACGGCUUCAUCAACGGCGUCAACCACAGGCAGCGUUACAAAUGUGUUCUCGACGAGCCCCUACGCUGCUUCGCUAAAAUCGGUUUGGACUAAAAGGGAGCUUGAUACCGAAAAUACAGACCCUACCAAUUCGCCAAAGGUUCCAAUAACUUUGCGAGCGCCAAGAACACUUCAACCCCCUCCAGGAACUUUUUACAAACCGCCCACGUCUAUAAACAACCGUGCAAGGACAAUUCCAAGCUGGACUGCUAUUAUUACUACCACUACUACGACUACGACUACAAUCGCUUCAACCUCGCCAACGCAAGCUUCCCCGGACAAGCUGGCACCUUCGCCGACCGGAAAAAGCCGUCCGCAGUCCAGGCUAGAGGCGCAGGAUUCGAUAGACAGCGCCAUAGAUGCCCCGGCAAGCCCGUCCCCGCCGCAGUCCCCUCCCCCCGGCAGUCCGGACGAAACGAGUCCCACCGAAAAUAAAAACGUUUACCAAAGACUGAGAUCGCGCAGGCCACCGGAGCUGGAGCACAGGGAGGCGCAUUUUGUGUAAAGCCAAAUCUACAUUGCAAAAAAUGAUUAUCUGUGUUGGUUUAAAUGGUUGAAAUUCAGAAUAUUGAUCUCGUUUGGCAAAAAAAUUGACAACAUAAUAUUUAUUUAAGUCUGUCAGUGAAGUUUAGGGUUAUCAAAAGCAUCGAAAACCAGAUACUUAUCGAUUCUAGAUACACAUUUGAGCAAGUAUUGAUACAAAAAGUUACAUUUACAGGCCAAAAAUGAACCUUUUCUGAAUCGAUGUGGACAGAUAUAACACCACAUGGUAAUAUAAAAGAAAGUACUACGAUUUAAUAUUGAAAAUCACAAUCUGUUGUCUAAAGCAAGAGUGUUUUUUUCAUUAUUAUCAUCGUCAUAUUGGAUGGAGUUAGACGUUUGCAUAAGUAAAUUAAAGUAGAUAAUAAAACAUACCUAAAUUGUUACAAAAUAUAUUAAAACAAAGCCAAAAUUGAAACUACAUGAGUAAAAUUUCUGUCACAUUUCUGUAUUUCAGUCAUUUCUGCUGAUGUAGGUCGUACUUAUUUGCAGUGCAUCAUCUUGUUGUAAAUAGAUCGUCUGUGCCAUAGUAAAUAUAUUGGGAGGUAUUUUUUUAUUUGUCAAACAGUGAAUGAGUGGAUAGCCUGGUCAGCCUUUUUGUCUAUUAAAAAAUAAUACAACUUUCAUGCAUUGGAACAAAUGGUUUUAGAUUAGAUGAGUGCUGGCCAGUAUUGGGAGACAAUGUCCAAUGUGCGUAGUUCAUUUUAGCAUUUUUAUUUAUUAUGAUACAAUUAAACCUGAUUUUGUAAAAUGUAAUAAAGGCCGGAGGGGGAAAAAAGAAGAAAAAAUGUGGAUUGAGAAUAGAGAGCAGUUAAAAGAACCAGUGCAGAAUAAACUAACAGUGGUGGAAAGAGGUUUAGUCAAGUAAAAGUACUGUUACGUGGCUAAAAAUGUACUAAAUUACAAGUAAAAGUACUGUUACACGGCAAGAAAUGUACUAAAUUACAAAUAAAAGUACUGUUAUGGCUAAAAUGUAAUCAAUUACAAGUAAAAGUACUAUUACAUGGCAAAAAAUUUACUAAAUUACAAGUAAAAGUACUGUUACAUGGCAAAAAAAUUACUAAAUUACAAGUAAAAGUACUGGUAUGGCAAAAAUGUAAUCAGUUACAAGUAAAAGUACUGUUACAUGGCUGAAAAUGUACUUAAUUACAAGUAAAAGUACUGUUACAUGGCUAAAAACGUACAAAAUUACAAGUAAAAGUACUCUUACAUGGCAAAAAAUGUACAAAAUUACAAGUAAAAGUACUCUUACAGGGCUAAAAAUGUACUCAGUUACAAGUAAAAGUACUCUUACAGGGCUAAAAAUUUACUCAGUUACAAGUAAAAGUACAGUUAUGGCAAAAAUGUAAUCAGUUACAAGUGAAAGUACUUUUACUUCACUAAAAAAUGUACUAAAUUACAAGUAAAAGUACUACUGUCAAAUUUGUACUUAAAGGUGCACUGUGUAACUUUUCUGGUGGAGGUCUGUCACCAGCUUCUCUGUUACCUGGAAUGUUCCACUGUAUGGCACUACACUUAUUUAUCUCCAUGGAGACAACCAUAAAACCAAGUUACAUGUCAGAUCUGUGGAGUAGCGAGCCAACUCAUAGUAAGAAUGUAAGUUUUUAAGUCAGUAGAAGCCAUUGUUAUUGAGUAAAAACAAGAUGGAUACUGGAUAUGUUUAAUGCCAUACUGGGACAUUUUAGAGGAAGCAACAGUAUCGCCAUGGAUACAAGAAGUUGGCGGACGCUCUUCUAGAAAAGUUACACAGUGCAUCUUUGAGUAAAUGUAAAAAGAACACAUGAAAAACACUAUUCAGAGCAAAGUUACUAGUUACUUUUCACCACAAUUUUACCAACAUUUUUCAAAAAUGAAAGUGAAUUAAGUUGUUUUAACCCACAAUUUGCGUAAUUUCUGUCCAAUCAGAGCAGGUGAUGUUGUUUUGUGAGUUUGUACGUAUAAAGAGGCUUUGGACUAAAUGGGACUUGGGCUGUUUUUAGUAAUUUUUAUGAUUUAAAAAGUAACUAAUUGCAAUUACAUGGCUAGAAUUAUACUCAGUUACAGGUACAGGCUUUUU